Messenger RNA from Lagopus muta (rock ptarmigan), 975 nucleotides. The record is from the annotation of a RefSeq genome assembly. NCBI's taxonomy places the organism in Eukaryota, Metazoa, Chordata, Aves, Galliformes, Phasianidae.
AUGACUUCACCUACCCUAAUAAACCUCUUAACUAUAGCACUAUCCUACGUACUUCCUAUCCUAAUCGCCGUGGCCUUCUUAACACUUGUAGAACGAAAAAUCCUUAGCUACAUACAGGCCCGAAAGGGCCCAAACAUUGUGGGCCCUUUUGGUCUACUCCAACCCAUCGCAGAUGGAGUAAAACUCUUCAUUAAAGAACCCAUCCGUCCAUCCACCUCCUCUCCCUUCCUCUUCAUUAUAACACCAAUCUUAGCCCUUCUCCUAGCCCUCACUAUUUGAGCCCCUCUCCCACUACCCUUUCCCCUCGCAGACUUAAACUUAGGAUUACUGUUCCUCCUAGCCAUAUCAAGCCUAACUGUCUACUCGCUCUUAUGGUCUGGGUGGGCUUCUAACUCUAAAUACGCCUUAAUCGGGGCCUUACGAGCUGUUGCUCAAACAAUCUCAUAUGAAGUUACCCUAGCCAUCAUCCUUCUAGCCACAAUUAUAUUAAGUGGAAACUAUACCCUAACCACUCUAGCCACCACCCAAGAACCUAUCUACCUUAUUUUCCCCUCAUGACCCCUAACAAUAAUAUGAUUUAUUUCCACUCUUGCCGAAACUAACCGAGCCCCAUUCGACCUCACAGAAGGAGAAUCCGAACUCGUCUCAGGAUUUAACGUUGAAUAUGCUGCUGGACCAUUCGCCCUAUUUUUCCUAGCCGAAUAUGCCAACAUUAUGUUUAUAAACACACUAACAACUAUCCUCUUCCUCAACCCAAGCUUCCUAAACCUCCCAUCCGAACUCUUCUCCAUCGCACUAGCCACAAAAGUCCUCCUCCUCUCAUCCUCUUUCUUAUGAAUUCGAGCCUCAUAUCCACGAUUUCGUUACGACCAACUAAUGCACCUCCUAUGAAAAAACUUCCUACCCCUAACCCUAGCCCUAUGUCUCUGACAUACCAGCAUACCAAUUAGUUACGCUGGUCUCCCCCCUAUCUAA